This is a messenger RNA of Eutrema salsugineum, 3785 nucleotides long. RefSeq names its product DNA repair protein REV1. Gene Ontology annotation, cellular component: nucleus. The transcript is spliced from 23 exons. The record is from RefSeq and is a predicted model, not a curated record. Gene Ontology annotation, molecular function: DNA-directed DNA polymerase activity; damaged DNA binding; deoxycytidyl transferase activity. Bases 21 to 3317 code for a protein of 1098 amino acids. Gene Ontology annotation, biological process: error-prone translesion synthesis; error-free translesion synthesis. Lineage: Eukaryota; Viridiplantae; Streptophyta; Magnoliopsida; Brassicales; Brassicaceae.
CUUCGCUCUGGGGCUCUGCAAUGAAGCGUAGCUUCGGUUCCAAUUCUUCAGGCAAUAAUGGGAGCAACAAGAAGACUAAGAAGAAGAAUAAUAAUCCGAGCAAUCAGAAAACCCUAGGCGCCGCAUGGGGCGCUGCUUCUUUACCUUCCUCUCGUUCUUCUUUUCGGUCUUCUCCAUUUUCCGAUUUUGGAAGUUACAUGGAAGUGAAAAAUCGGAAACUUCAAAACCAAUAUGAGACUGAGGCUUCCACUUCUUCUUACGGUGUUUCGGGUUCUGAGAAACUUAUUUUCCAAGGGAUUUCAAUCUUUGUGGAUGGUUUCACCGUACCUUCUCAUCAGGAAUUGCGAGGUUACAUGAUGAGGUACGGUGGGAGAUUCGAGAACUACUUUUCUAGGCGUACUGUAACGCAUAUCAUAUGCAGCAACCUUCCAGAUAGCAAAGUCAAGAAUCUAAGGGCAUUCAGCAGAGGGUUACCUGUUGUGAAACCCACUUGGAUAGUGGACUCUAUCUCUGCCAACAGACUUUUGGGGUGGGUUCCUUACCAGCUAGAUCAACUGAAUGAUACCCAGCCAAAGUUGUCUGCCUUUUUUGCACCCAGAAGCCAUUUGACUCCACAGCUGGUUUCACCGGUUACUUCUUAUCCGCCUGAAACUGGAUACAGUGAAGUUGAAGAAGGAAGUGCAAUUAGAGUAGAAGAUUCAGAGGAAUCAAGAGACCACGUUGAUAAUGAAUUUGAUGGCGUUGGUAUUGAGAACAGUACUGCAGAAACGACAGAACAAACAAGAAAUGACGAUCUGAAAUCUUCUGAAGUGAAUGCGGAAAUACUUGCCAACCCUGGCAAAGAAGAAAAAGAAGUUAGUAGUGAACUUCAGUCCUCUACCAAUCUGCCUUCUGCUUCAGACAACAAAUCCGUCCAUGACAACGGGAAGAAUGAUGGCAAAUCGAUUGCAACUGCUGCUGGAUCCUCUAUAAGGCGUCAUUCAACUCUCGAGGAUCCCAAUUUUGUGGAAAACUACUUUAAGAAUUCAAGGCUGCAUUUUAUCGGAACGUGGAGAAACAGAUACCGUAAAAGAUUUCAUGGUUCUUCUAGUGGACUUAAAUGGGCAGACUCUGGCCAGAAUACAGCUGAAAGUGCUAAGAAGUCAACCAUUAUCCACAUUGAUUUGGAUUCCUUCUUUGUGUCGGUGGUAAUCAGGAACCGUCUUGAAUUACACGACAAGCCGGUAGCCGUAUGCCACUCAGAUAAUCCAAAAGGAACGGCAGAAAUUUCCUCUGCAAAUUAUCCAGCUCGGGCUUAUGGAGUGAAGGCAGGCAUGUUUGUAAGACAUGCAAAAGACCUUUGUCCUCAGCUUGUUAUUGUGCCUUACAACUUUGAAGCGUAUGAAGAGGUAGCUGAUCAGUUUUAUGACAUCUUGCACAUGCAUUGCAGAAAAGUUCAGGCGGUAAGCUGCGAUGAAGCAUUUUUAGAUGUCUCAGAUUUGAGGGAUGUAGAACCUGAGUUAUUAGCAUCAACAAUAAGAAAAGAGAUCCUUGAUACUACUGGAUGCAGUGCAAGUGCUGGGAUAGGCGGUACUAUGCUAAUGGCUCGUCUUGCUACCAGAGUUGCUAAACCAGCCGGCCAAUUCCAUAUUUCUGCUGAUAAGGUAGAGGAGUUCUUGGAUCAGCUUCCAGUCGGCACACUACCUGGUGUAGGUUCUGUGUUGAAAGAGAAGCUGGAGAAGGAAAAUUUUCGGACCUGUGGGCAGUUACGUUUGAUUUCCAAGGAUUCUCUUCAGAAAGAUUUUGGGGUGAAAACUGGCGAGAUGCUUUGGAGUUAUAGCAGAGGACUAGACCUUCGGUCAGUUACGGCGGUGCAGGAGAGCAAGACUAUAGGGGCUGAAGUGAAUUGGGGCGUGCGGUUUAGAGAUCAGCAAGAUGUUCAACACUUCCUCCGAUGCCUGUGCAAGGAAGUUUCUUUGCGUCUGCAAGGAUGUGAAAUGAUAGGACGCACCUUUACUCUUAAGAUUAAAAAGAGGAAAAAAGAUGCUGAAGAACCUACAAAGUAUAUGGGUUGUGGAGACUGUGACAACUUGAGCCGCUCCAUCACUGUGCCUGCCGCUACAGAUGACGUAGAAGUUCUGCAGAGGAUUUCAAAGAAGUUGUUUGGGUCAUAUUGCUUGGAUGUUAAGGAAGUUCGUGGGGUUGGUCUUCAGGUCUCUAAGCUUGAGAGUGCAGAUCCUUCUAAUAAAGGUUCAAGGACUCUGACAUCCUGGCUCAGCUCUGCGCCUGCCUCUGUUCAAACAGAAAAAGAUGAUAACGUUAUUGCUGCAGAUUGUAGGGAAAACGCAGAUUGUAAGAGGCAUGAUACUGGUGGAGUUUCUAGACUCCGAGAAUCUAAUUCAGCAGAACCCUCAGUUCAGUCAGGUGAUACGAGUUCAUCUUUGCCGCCCAUGUGUCACCUUGACAUGGAAGUUCUAGAGAACCUUCCUCCAGAGCUCCUUUCAGAAUUAGAUGGAACCUACGGCGGGAAGUUGUUUGAGUUGAUUGAGAAAAAACGAGGCAAAAGAAAAAUCAACAGCAAUUCUCCACAUAUCUCCUUGGAUGGCAUUAAGGGUUCAAAAUCUUUCUCAGUUAAGAUACACGGCUUAAGAACAUCUGGAGAAAAGGAAUGUGGAGAACCGAGUGUGCCGCAUCCUUCUAUUGCAACAACAUCUAAUGAGCGUACCAUUGAAAUGACUGAUUUGAUGCCUUCAUCACUUAGUCAAGUCGAUUUCUCUGUGUUGCAAGAAUUACCUGAAGAGUUGAGAGCUGAUUUGCUGGGAGCAUUUCCUACCCACAGGAGACAACACUCAUCAUCAGAUGCUCCCAUGGAGACUUGUAAGAAACAAGAUACGGAGCCAAGAGAUGUAAAGGACGCUGAGAAUGAGAUCGGAUUCUCGUGUAGCUCUCUCUGGUUUGGGAACCCUCCUCCGUGGGUAGAGAAUUUCAAAGCUAGCGGCAAUAGUAUCUUGGAAAAAAUUGCAGAUAUAUACUACAGGGUGGCUCAGUCAAGGCCGAUGUUAUCCACGGUCCUGCAACAUACUGUUUCAGAAGUUGGGAGUUUUCAUGAUGCAAAUGCCAAUGAUUUGGACAAAUCUGUUUAUGAUGUGUGUGAACUUUUAAAACAGUACAUUAAGCUCAAGGUAGAAGGUGAUAUCGAGGAGAUUUAUCUCUGCUUCCGCCUUCUGAAAAGAUUAGCAGCAACGAGCCAGCUCUUCGUCCAGGUCUAUGAGAUUUUGUCUUCCUUUAUUCAGGCCUUGAUCAGUGAACACUAUGGAGGAAGCUUGAGUGUAUCUUGAAAGCAACAAUUUGCGUGGAAUUGCUCCUUAGCUGGAUGCAACAGAAUAGAAGAAUGCAUACUUGCAGGUUCAUUCGCUAAUAUAGUCCCUGUUUAUCCGUAAACUUCAUUUGUUGACAUCCUUACCAACCAAGAAAUGUGCAUCCUCAAGGUAAAUGCACAUGAAGCAGCUUAAGCAAUCAUACUUGGGAGGAUCCAUUGUGGCAUUUCAAUGUUAGAAGAAUGGUGCGGUUUCCCAUGUGAAAUGGAGUCUCAGAAGAACGCAUUUGCAGAAUAAGAUAUGGAUGUGAUUCAGACCUCAAAGAACAGAGCUAAUUAGUAGUUACUAUUUUCUGGUCUAGGUGUGUGUAUACUCAAGAAACUAACACAUACAUAAAUUACAAGUAUAGUGUUGUCGUCAGUGUUGAGUUUAAGGGUUUUGAAAGAAUUUGUUGUAUUGCAAAAACAGUAAACUUGAUAUUCAGAUUCA